Messenger RNA from Ruditapes philippinarum (Manila clam), 2276 nucleotides. RefSeq lists its product as uncharacterized. The record is from RefSeq and is a predicted model, not a curated record. Bases 226 to 870 code for a protein of 214 amino acids. The transcript is spliced from 3 exons. NCBI's taxonomy places the organism in Eukaryota, Metazoa, Mollusca, Bivalvia, Venerida, Veneridae.
CUAUCAUAUGUAUCAAAAACCAUAAAUAAAAAUGGGAGUAUUCACAUUAAAAUAUCAACUUCCUUCUUAAUGCUGAUGCUAUUUAUGAUAAAUAAUCAAAUCAUAUCUGGCUUACUUUACAAGUAUAGCAAAGUUUCUUAUGGCUUUUAAUAUAUAUUUUUAGAAGUAUUACAAGUUUGUUCUUGUUAGCAAUAACAAUCAUCGUGUGCGGAAAUACUUAUAAAAAUGGAAUACUUUAAUCUACACGAUAUUAAUAUUGGUCUUAAAGAUAAAGAUGACGAAAGUCAUCCGUAUGCAAAUAAACUAGAUAUCGAUUGUUAUGAAACUUUAAAAGGAAAGAAUAUCGUUGAGACAAGUUUAGACGAACAUAUUUACGAUGACGCUGAGAAACAAGAUACUGUGUAUGAAAAUACAGGAAACGUUACAUCAGAUCCUACAAUGAGAUUGAAUACAAUGACUAGGCAAAGUGUGGAAAAUGAAUAUACAUCAUUUGAACCUAGAUCUGAGUCUACAUAUGAUACAAUUGAUAGGCAAGUAAAGGAGAGAGAAUCGGAAAUAUAUAGUACUAUUCCUAGAGAAGAUGAAAUUCUACGUCCUGAAAGCACUAUUGGUAUCUAUAGAAACCUGAAAUAUGUUCGGACUAAGAGGACAUCGUGUCUCAGAAGGCGGUGGAAAUUGCUGUUACUGUUAGCUAUUGUGUUGCUAGUCGCUAUAACAGGAGUAAUAAUAGCCGUGGUUCUUGUUACCAACGAAGAAGAAACAGUUGAAUUUACUGAAAAUUUCGAUUCUCCAAUGGACACAAUAGAUGGUUCAGGAUCGGGAGAAGGGCCGGAUGGUACAGAUGCUGUAUUGACACCAUUUGAUGAUUAAUCACAACAUAUCAGAAGUCAGUGCCGACAACAUGUUAAACGACUGAGGUGAAAAAGCCUUAAAACUUAAAAAUUUGAAUUGAUCAAGUGAAUUACUUAAAAUGGAAAAAAUUGCAAAGGAUAAUUAUGAAUAUACUCAGUUUAUAGUUGAUGCGAAUUUUAGCCCAAUUUGAAUGAAAAGCGUUGACACCAUUUUCAUUUUUUGGCCAUUUUGCACAUUAAUGCUUAUUUUGGAAAAACGGUGUGCGGGACUGAUCUGGAAAUUUGUACACAAAUUCAGACCUACAUCAAAUAGUACACAAAUCUCAGAAGUAUACAUUAUUGACCGCUGCGGAAAGGGAGUUAGCUGUCCUUCAAACUGCCUUGUUCAAUUUUAAAAAAUGUCAACCAGUACUCCUGAAAUGUUCGAAGCACCUUUUUCAAAAUUUAAAGGAGAACAUGAAGAUUUUAUCGAAAGUUACACUGGACCAGUUCUUUCACUCGUUGUAGUCCCUUUAAUAUACAUAAAUAUGCAACUAUAUGCGACUGUGAUAUAACAAGAAUGACUAUAAUAAAAGUAUAUUAAUCCAAGUAAAAAUGUAAAAUGUAUCAAAUAUAUGACUUGCUGCAAAUACGAUAUACAAUUGCGUCAGACACAAAAAGUACGAAUUUAGUUACACAUACAACACUAUUUUAUGAACCCCACGAAGCAAUAUACUUGCUAACAAAGUUUUUUUUCUUUUUAAAAUGUGUUUUUGGGAUUACUCUUAUGAACAUUUAGCAACAAAUUUGGAGCAUGCAUUCCAAAAUCAUGCCAGCAUCACAUCUUAAUUGCUACAUAUUAUUCUUGAUAACGGUUGAUGGUCACUAGCUUGUUUAAGACGUAUUCUUAAUGAACAUUAAACCACACUUGAGCACUUCCCAAAGAACAUAAAAUCACGCAUUGUACAUUCAAUGAAAGAAUAUUAUGACAGAACUAAUGUUCUUCGUUCAUACUAUGUGUUUCCAAGAAGAAAAUAAACAAAGCCUAUCAAUACUUUUUUGAGGCACCUUGCAUGUUGACAGCAAGUAACUUUGCAACAACUUUGAUAACAAAUAAUAUUUCAAUCAGAAAUAGUAUUUAAGUUUUCAAUUAACAUCUGCAUCCUUGUUUUAGACGGAAUCCCAAUAAAACAAAACUAGCUGAAGAUUUCAAAAUCCCUACAUUACUUCAACUAAAGUGAUAUGGGAUAAUUUAUACUGUAACAUAAAUAACCAUUAAUCUGCUCAAUUUGUUUAAUGGUUUUGUCCUGCACUGAAUUUGGAACAGUUUUAUCAAAGUUUAAAUGUUUUCAAUCUCAAAUUACAAAAUUAAAGCUAUCAAGAGUAUAGAGCCUGGUCAGAAUGUAUGGAUGUAUACGCUGGCCUGGCUGUAUACUGAUGGAAAAG